UCAUUGGAAGAGUCCAGCCCCAUGGAGAGAAGCCAGACAGAAGCCCCGAAGGCCAAACUCCUCUACCAGGAGGUGUGCUUGGCAGCUCAGCAACUUGACCUUUUCCUUCAAAAGAGAAAUGCCCACAAAGAGGUAUUCAAACCGCACAUCCUGGCCCUCAGAGAUAUAGUUCAGCAAGCUUGCAUUAAACUCAUGUUCUUAUACCCAGUGGCUUAUGGGAGGAAGGCAGAAGAGCUGUUAUGGAGGAAAAUGUACUCUGAUGUUGUCAUGCUGCUAAUGAAGGACAACAGAAAACACACGCACACUUUUAAACACUGGGAAGGCCCCUUGCAAGCUCACCUGAAAGGUGGCCUUAAAUUCUAUGAGCAUCUCUUCCUGUUCCUCCAGGGUCACUAUGAACUGAGGUUACAGAGCUGUAUAGAUUGGCCUCACAGUGCAAUCCACUUGAUUGGCUGUAAGAAGGUAGGGCCCACAUCAGAGGAAGAGGUCACCUGGGCUCGAAUGGCCUGCCAUCGCUGCCUGCUCUAUUUGGGAGACUUGUUCCGAUAUCAGAAUGAGUUCCUAGACCUGGCCACUAAGGACUUGGCAGAGAGAUGCUAUUACAGAGCCCUGUCAGUGGCCCCGCGUAUGGGAAUGCCCUUCAACCAGCUGGGAGCUCUCAUGGGGAGCAAGUACUAUAAUGUUGAAGCCACAUACUUCUAUCAGUGCUGUCUCCACUCAGAAGUACCUUUUAAAGGGGCAGCUUGGAACCUCAAACAGCUCUAUGAUCAUGCAGGGAAGAGGUACAGCAGUCUGAAGAGGUACCAGGGAAAGAAACUAUCUCGAAGCCAGAGGCAGUGUUGGGAUAACAAGAGGCUGCUGGUUAGCUUCCUCUAUCUUCAGAGCCUCCUGCAGCCUCAGAAGAAAUUCAGAGUGGCCAGGUUGAUAGCCCUGUGCCAGCUGGUUCUGGAAGACUUUCGUCUCUGUCUGUCUUAUCGGCUGAGUCCACCUAACCCGUGCCAGGUUUCCACACAGGGAAAGCCCCCCAAAGGCUAUCUGUUUCUCCCAGACCUCCUCAUCUUCCAAAUGGUGGUACUUUGCCUCAUGAAUGUGCAUGGUCUGAGGAAAACAGGCUCAAAGCAGCAUAAGCCAGCUGUCAUCUUCACCCUGACCCUCUUCUCUCAUCUAAUUCAACAUGUGAAUGCACGGAUCCAAGCUGAACUCCAGAAAGGGAAGCUGACUCCAGACCUGGCUGCCCCCAGGGCUGGAAACCAGGAAAAAGAGCCUGGGAAGGGUCAACAAGACUUUCCAACCCUGAGGCCCCACCACAGAAGAUCCCAGAAAAGCCAUCGGUGGUCCUGUGUUUGUAGUGAGGGUUACAGCUCCGAGGCUGGUUUUCAUUCCUGCUGUGAUUCUGAUGAGACAGAAGAUGAGGAAAGCACCUCCUUGAGUUCACAGGUCCACUCUGAAACAGACAGUGAAACUUCUCAUUUGGAUAUAGCUGAUGAAGGAGGGAAUGGAUCCCUGCACUCAGAAGCAGUGCAGGAAAGCGAGACCAUAUCCAAAUACAAGACUGCCAGUCCCAGGGAUGAAACUCCCAGUAGUCUCCUCUGUCUCUUGAAAACAACUAUGCCUGCUAAGCUGCCAGCUCCAUUGAGCCAAAAGCUGCCAGGAGGACCUGGCUUGCACCUGGCCCCUGCCUUUAGUCGCAGUGCCCUGAAGCUUCAGUCUGAGCUAAGCCCUGCCUCUGGCAGUAGCUCUGGCUUUGAGGAGGAUAUGAGCAGCUUUCCUGAGACUGAGUGGCACACUGGUUCGUAUGUGGGGCAGAGUGCCUCCCUUGACCAGUCUUACACAAGUCUCCAGACCAUUCAAAGGAAAUUUAAGGUUCUCUCUGCAGAGGGACUGCUUCCCACCAUCAAGGUGAUCCUGGGCUGGCUCUGCACCAACCAUGCCCUCCUCACCUCCCAUUGGCGGAGUUCUCUUAGCCUGUGGGACCACCUGUGUGUGCUGCUGAACCUGCUGCCCUCGGUGGGUGACCUUCAGCAACCAGACCUGGGCCUGUCCCACCAUCUCCAUGAUUUGCUGCAGAGCCGUACAGGCCCACACACCUCCAGAUUCCUGCAUCUCCCUGAGGACAUUGCCCUGUUCCAGCUCUGUCCAAUGCAGGCUUCCCUGGAGACAGUGGGAUUAGAGAAGGACCCACCUCCACUCAGUAACCAGGAUGAAGCUGCCCUGCGCAUCUGUUUCCUGAGAAGUUUUGGCCACUUUGCAACCAGACUCCCAGAACAGUUCCUGAGGUUUGACUCUAAGUUGGGUGUGUUUGUGAGCAGUACACCUGGAGGACUAGAAAAUCCAUCUCUGCAGCUUCCUGAGAGAACUUCCAGGAUCAGGUUUUCCAAAGACAUAGUCCAGCUCUGGCUUCAGCGUGAAGUGGUGUUGCUAGAGAAGACCCUCAGGGGUCCCCAGACUCGGUCAGCUUUGACCUCUUACCUGUUUCCUGAUCCGAGGGCCCUGUGUGAGCAUCUUCCAGUUAUCCAGCAGCUUGCCACAAGUGGUAAGUUUUUCCUCAUCAUACCAAAAAUUGUGGUUGACACACUGUAUGUCCUGAGAAGGGAAGAUCGAAAGGUCUUGGCAGCCAUCACCUUCCUAGAAGGUGAACUGAAGAGAGGGAACCAGAACAUUCUGUGCCAGUUCUUUGUGUCUGAGAGGUUGUUGAGGCCCAGGAUGAUCAGGCCAGAUUCUGAUGCCUGGGACCUCUUUAAUAUUCUCGACUUCUGCAAAAGUCUGCUGGAUUCAUCCAGGCCAGGGACACCUGAUCCUAGCAGCAUGGUGACUAUCAUCACUGGCAUCUGUUUGGACAACCCGAGGAAUUUCUCGUACCCCCUGCAGCUGGUGCUGGGGACAGCAACCGAAGCAGGUGUGGAAAUCAAGAACAUCCUGCACUUUCACAGAGAGUGGAAGGCAAUCAGCUGA
Messenger RNA from Marmota flaviventris (yellow-bellied marmot), 2952 nucleotides. The record is from RefSeq and is a predicted model, not a curated record. NCBI's taxonomy places the organism in Eukaryota, Metazoa, Chordata, Mammalia, Rodentia, Sciuridae.